Rasamsonia emersonii CBS 393.64 is the source of this 453-nucleotide messenger RNA. RefSeq lists its product as uncharacterized. The coding region runs from base 1 to 453 and encodes 150 amino acids. The record is from RefSeq and is a predicted model, not a curated record. The transcript is spliced from 3 exons. NCBI's taxonomy places the organism in Eukaryota, Fungi, Ascomycota, Eurotiomycetes, Eurotiales, Trichocomaceae.
AUGGUUGAGGGAACUAAGUUCACUAGCGAUCUUUCGUCUAUGGAGUAUGAGAGCGCGCAUUUUCACGGCGUUGCUGAAAAUACACCAUAUGUGGAAUGUCGCCUUCCAGAAAAAGAGCAGAAUGAACAUCUCAAUCCAGUGUUUUCCUUGAUCUAUGAGGGACCUGCACAGGUUGUUUUGUCGAGAAUUUCUGGACGUCGUUCCGUCCAUGCAGAUUUGCCAUUCUACCUCGUGCCCCUCUUCCUAUACGAGCCGUCGACCGUUGAUGAUAUCCCUCUCGAGUUGGGAAAGGGUAUUUAUAUCGAUCUAAGGGUGCUGUUUGUGGGAAAGGCGGUUAUGUCGACUAUCAUACCAACACGCUUCAUAGCUCACUUUGAUCCUCCUGCUAUUCUCCCAUGUGCCGACGAGGAUGGUAGCUAUAGGAAGAUCCGGACAGUCCCCCAUCUUGGUUGA